This is a messenger RNA of Monosiga brevicollis MX1, 987 nucleotides long. RefSeq lists its product as uncharacterized. The transcript has a single exon. Lineage: Eukaryota; Choanoflagellata; Craspedida; Salpingoecidae. The record is from RefSeq and is a predicted model, not a curated record. The coding region runs from base 1 to 987 and encodes 328 amino acids.
AUGGUUACGAAGAUCCAGAACACCAUCGAUGAAGCUCCACCAGAGUUUCCUGCCUUGAACUGGCCUGCCUUCAAAGCGACCAUCACCCGCGCCCUCGGCGUCCUCGACCAAGCAGUGCAGGUUCCCGAAGCGCUACAGGGCUGCCUCAGCCAACUGGACCCCAACAUUGACAAUCUAGAAUCGGUACUUGAAAAGAUGCAAAGUCUAACAGAGCAGAUUGAGCUCCAACCAGUAUAUCUUGAACUCCAGAACAUCUUGGCAAAAUGUCCCGCUCCAGCCACCGCGCCCACGACUGCGUUUGAGACGCCACCCACCGACUUUGCAGCAGCUCUGGGCAAACUCGUCAUGCUGCACAAUGUGGAACCCGAGCGCCAAGAACGGCUUACCAGCACCAAUACCAAUAUCAAGCGGCGGGUGCUGGCAUUGAUUGAUGCUCUGGACGCCGUGGCAAGGGCGGGUACCACCGACACUGACACAAUGCAUCGCGUGGACACGUUACGGCAACGCGCACAAUGCUCGGAUGUGAGCGCACCACUUUCGGCCAAGUCGUUACCCGAGGCGUGGGAGCGGCUGUGCCAGGCUCACGAACACCUCAGCUCGCCCAAACAGAAUGGGCUGGAGCAGCUCGCAGACUGGAGAGCAGAACACGAUUAUGAGCAUCAGGACUGGUACCUGACGUUUGUGCUGCACGGGUCGCAAGCCCUGUUGCAGCAGCUGCACGAUAUGAUCGACUGGCAGGCCAAGACGCUGUACGUGCUGACUGCAUGCAAAGAAUAUGCAAGCAGCAUCACGCAGAGCAGCGCAGAUCAAGUUGUAUCCAUUCAUGAGGAGGUGGCCGAGCUGCAAAAGAAAAUUCAGGCAACCACAGCAUUCUUGGCUUUUGUGUCAGACGACAUGCGAGCUGGUAUACAAGCCAACCUGGAUGAAGAGAAGGAACGACUUUCGACGUUGCAGCAGCAGCUAUCGAAGGCAACACAGGUGGACUAG